This is a messenger RNA of Bombus pyrosoma, 5467 nucleotides long. Its product is annotated as proteoglycan 4-like. The transcript has 3 exons. Gene Ontology annotation, molecular function: chitin binding. Lineage: Eukaryota; Metazoa; Arthropoda; Insecta; Hymenoptera; Apidae. Gene Ontology annotation, cellular component: extracellular region. The coding region runs from base 259 to 5412 and encodes 1717 amino acids. The record is from RefSeq and is a predicted model, not a curated record.
AUUUAAUCACAGUUAAUUAAGCAAACUUGUGUGAAGAACAACGUGUAAACUUGAUCACGCACUUGUAUAUUGUGUAAAAUGACGUUCCCGAUAAUUGCAAUUAUCGCAGCUUAAUUAUCAGCCAGCACGUUUUUGAUAUAAAAGUGCUGAAACACGUUACCUUGAUGGACAGACAACUUUCGGCAUCGAGUGUAAAAAGUAUUCUCACUGAUCAAAUAAGUAAAAAAACCUUCACACCGAUUAAUGUGACUAUCGAAUAUGAAGAGUUUUAUUCUAGUUUUACUAUUCCAAUUUGUGACUCUAAUCGUAGUUAGCCAACCAGUGAGCAGAUUAGAUGACGUUGAUGCCACAGAUAUCACAAAUUACGAGGCACACAGAUAUCCCAGGACUUUAAAAUCUAAGCAUCCACCAUGCAGGAUCAACCAAUAUUUCGACGUAGACAAAGGCAUCUGUAUGGGUGUAAUCGGUGGCGGAAAAGCGCUUUAUGUAAAUAACAAAAAAUCUUGCGGGUCGAAUGUAUUAAAACCACACUGCACAAAUCCAAGAUACUACUACAUUUGCAGACAGAACAAAACCAUUUUGGCCCAGUGUCCCCAAAACAGACAUUUCGAAAGCCAUCUACAAAAAUGUAUCUUGGUACCUCGUGAGAAGCAUAUUUCUGCUACCAACGGACAAAAUUCCGAUUUUGAUUCUGUUCAACAUCUCGAAUGCCUAAAAACCGGGUCAUUUCCGGUUCCAGAUAACUGUGGUUUGUUUUAUACUUGCUCGAUGCAUGGUAAUAAAAUAAAUCAAAAUUUCUACACGUGUCCAAAAAAUAUGGCUUAUGACACAGAAACUGAAAUGUGUAAGCCAUCCAGUACUUGUCGUGAACCAGAAUCAUUACCCUCGUGUAGAAAUCAUCCAUGGGAUGGAAAGAAAGAAAAUAUGACAUUAAAGGAAGCUGAUAAAUUUCCGAUAAAGGGAAGAUCGGAAACUUGUGAAACGAUAUUUACGAAUGAAGAAGACACUACGACUAAUUCAACGUCUGAGAAUAAUGAUGAAAUUAUGUCAAUAACUACUUCUUACACCAAACCAUUCGUAUCUGAACUCACGCGAUCAGGUGACAGUAACGAUAUUGUAACGACGACGGAACGUGCUUUAGAAAAGUCACGUUUUACAAACACUGGAGAUUUCGCGAUACCUAUAACUGCCACGUAUUCAACAAUGGCAGUAGAGAACACGUAUCCGACUGAAUUUAAUUUGCCCAUCGAAGUAAAUGGGAAUAAAGAAUUAGGAUCCACGACUGUAGCAGGACCAUUUGAAAAUGGUCAUACGAGAAUUAUAACGGAUGAUCCUGAGGAGCAAUCACCUGAUGACCAAGAUAGAACUGCACCAACAAUUUUAGAUGAUCCAUCAAUGUUAGAAAACACAGAGAAAGAAAAUAUACCUGGUUCUCAGAAUCCUAGAUUCGGGAAACAAUAUAGUACUACAGAAGAAUUCAACAAAGAGCCAAUGUCUGGAAUCAGAAACAUCGACACUGAACCAAUAACUUCAGCCGAUCCUACAAGCAUCAGAAGUAACGAACCGAUUACAAACCUAGAUUCAAACAAACCGCCCUUGGAAAUUCCUAUUAAUGAUCCUACAUUACAAAACCAACAUAGUACAACAAAAGAAUUUAACGAAGAAUCAUUCAAUGGAGCAGAAAACACUCUACCAAUAAUUACAGAGGAUGUUACAGCUCCUAGUCGACCAGAGGAACAACCAAUUGCAGAAAUAAUUCCAACUGAAUCACCCGUACAAAUACCUAUUGAAGAACCUAAUUUAGAAAAUCAACAUAGUAUACAAGAAGAAUCCAGCGAAAAACCAAUUACUAAAAAUGAAAGCAUGAACAUUGCGCCAACAAUUUCAGAAGAUCCUACAACCCUUAAUAAUGUAGAAGCCAAAGAAGAACCGGCUACAGCAAUAAUUCCACUUGAACCACCCGUGCAAAUUCCUAUUUCUCAAGAUCCUAAUUUGGCAGAUCAAUAUAAAGCACCAAAAAAUUUGAACGAAGAAUCAACUACUGAAACUGAAAACAUUAACACUGAAGAAAUAAUUGUAGGUGAUCCAACAACUCUUAUUAAUACAGAACCGGAAGAAGAGCCGGUAACAAAAGUAGUUUUAAACGAAUUACCGGUUGUAAAUCCCACUACUGGAAACCCUCAAUUAUCGAUUCCUGAAAUUAAAAAUAUUAACAGUGAACCGACAAUUCUACCUGAUUCAACAACCUUUAUCAAUACAGAACCUCAAGAGGAACCGCCAACAAAAGUAAUUUCAGACGAAUCACCAGUUGGAAUUCCUUCUAAUGAAAAUUCUGCAUUACCUGUUACUGAAACUCAAAAUAUUAACACUGAGCCAACAAUUUUAACUGAUUCAACAACCCUUAUUAAUACGGAACCGGAAGAGGAUCCAGCAAAAGAAGUAGUUCUAAAUGAAUCGCCGGUUGUAAUUCCAACUACUGAAAAUUCUGCAUUACCUGUUACUGAAACUGAAAAUAUUAACACUGAGCCAACAAUUUUAACUGAUUCAACAACCCUUAUCAAUACAGAACCGGAAGAGGAACCGGCAACAAAAGUAAUUUCAGACGAAUCACCAGUUGGAAUUCCUUCUAAUGAAAAUUCUGCAUUACCUAUUACUGAAACUGAAAAUAUUAACACUGAGCCAACAAUUUUAAAUGAUUCAACAACCCUUAUCAACACAGAACCGGAAGAGGAACCGGCAACAAAAGUAAUUUCAGACGAAUCACCAGUUGGAAUUCCUUCUAAUGAAAAUUCUGCAUUACCUGUUACUGAAACUCAAAAUAUUAACACUGAGCCAACAAUUUUAAAUGAUUCAACAACCCUUAUCAAUACAGAACCGGAAGAGGAACCGGCAACAAAAGUAAUUUCAGACGAAUCACCAGUUGGAAUUCCUUCUAAUGAAAAUUCUGCAUUACCUGUUACUAAAACUCAAAAUAUUAACACUGAGCCAACAAUUUUAACUGAUUCAACAACCCUUAUUAAUACGGAACCGGAAGAGGGACCAGCAAAAGGAGUGGUUCUAAAUGAAUCGCCGGUUGUAAUUCCAACUACUGAAAAUUCUCAAUUACCGAGUACUGAAAUUGAAAAUAUUAACACUGAACCAACACUUCUAUCUGAUCCAGCAACCCUUAUCAAUACAGAACCUCAAGAGGAACCGGCAACAAAAGUAAUUUCAGACGAAUCACCAGUUGGAAUUCCUUCUAAUGAAAAUUCUGCAUUACCUGUUACUGAAACUCAAAAUAUUAACACUCAGCCAACAAUUUUAAAUGAUUCAACAACCCUUAUCAAUACAGAACCGGAAGAGGCACCGGCAACAAAAGUAAUUUCAGACGAAUCACCAGUUGGAAUUCCUUCUAAUGAAAAUUCUGCAUUACCUGUUACUGAAACUCAAAAUAUUAACACUGAGCCAACAAUUUUAACUGAUUCAACAACCCUUAUUAAUACGGAACCAGAAGAGGAUCCAGCAAAAGAAGUAGUUCUAAAUGAAUCACCGGUUGAAAUUCCAACUACUGAAAAUUCUCAAUUACCGAUUACUGAAAUUGAAAAUAUUAACACUGAACCAACACUUCUAUCUGAUCCAGCAACUCUUAUCAAUACAGAACCGCAAGAGGAAUCGGCAACAAACGUAAUUUCAGACGAAUCACCACUUGGAAUUCCUUCUAAUGAAAAUUCUGCAUUACCUGUUACUGAAACUGAAAAUAUUAACACUGAGCCAACAAUUUUAACUGAUUCAACAACCCUUAUCAAUACAGAACCGCAAGAGGAAUCGGCAACAAACGUAAUUUCAGACGAAUCACCACUUGGAAUUCCUUCUAAUGAAAAUUCUGCAUUACCUGUUACUGAAACUGAAAAUAUUAACACUGAGCCAACAAUUUUAACUGAUUCAACAACCCUUAUCAAUACAGAACCGGAAGAGGAACCGGCAACAAAAGUAAUUUCAGACGAAUCACCACUUGGAAUUCCUUCUAAUGAAAAUUCUGCAUUACCUGUUACUGAAACUCAAAAUAUUAACACUGAGCCAACAAUUUUAAAUGAUCCAGCAACCCUUAUCAAUACAGAACCUCAAGAGGAACCGGCAACAAAAGUAAUUUCAGACGAAUCACCACUUAGAAUUCCUUCUAAUGAAAAUUCUGCAUUACCUGUUACUGAAACUGAAAAUAUUAACACUGAGCCAACAAUUUUAAAUGAUUCAACAACCCUUAUCAAUACAGAACCGGAAGAGGAUCCAGCAAAAGAAGUAGUUCUAAAUGAAUCACCGGUUGUAAUUCCAACUACUGAAAAUUCUCAAUUACCGAUUACUGAAAUUGAAAAUAUUAACACUGAACCAACACUUCUAUCUGAUCCAGCAACCCUUAUCAAUACAGAACCGCAAGAGGAACCGGCAACAAAAGUAAUUUCAGACGAAUCACCGGUUGAAAUUCCUACUACUGAAAAUCCUGAAUUACCGAUUCCUGAAAUUGAAAAUAUUAACACUGAACCAACAGUUUUAUCUGAUUCAACAACUCUUAUUGAUACAGAACCGAAUGAAGUAACAGAAGUAAUUUUAGACAAAUCACCCGUUGGAACUUCUGUUACUGAAAAUCCUAGUUUAGAGAAAGAAUAUAGUAAUAUAUUAACCAAUUCGAUAGCUCCUGAAACUACAAAACCACAAGAACAACCAAUUACGUAUAUAAUUCCAACUGAAUCAUUCUCGAAAACAGAAGGUCCGAAGGAACCUAUUCUGGAAGUUGAACGUACUGUAACAGAAGAGUUUACUAAAGUGCCAACUAUUGGAACUGAAACUAUUGAUACUACUUCAGCUAUCUUACCUGAUGCUCUAAUAUCUAAUAUGACGGUACCUAGGGAAACAAAUACAGGAACGGAUGAAAAUGAACUAUUGUUAGAAAGAAGUAGGUCAGAAGAAUUCAUUUUACAUGAUCCAUCUACUACACCUGUCCUUAAUGGUAUAAUUACAGCUUCAAAGGAAGAUCCAGAACAUAAUAAUAAAGGAAGUGAUGAACAGAUACCCAUUGAAUAUGGAUCCGGUGAAUCAUCAAAUUACGAUUUAAAUAGAAUGAUAACCACUGAUCCAACAAGCUUAAUCAGCACAAAUGGAGAAUCUGUAUUACAAAAUGAUAGUGGAACACCUGAAAUUAAUACUGAAGGAACAUUUUUAAAUGUAAUAACCGAAAAGCCUGAUUCUAGAGCAAUGGAAAAACAUUCGAAAUCAUCUCAUAAACAUUCUCAGAUUAUAGAUAAGGACGCGUGUAAUAAUAUUGCACAGAAAGAAUCAGCAACUACACCGAAAGAUAUACACAUGCCGUCAGCGAUAUCCUAUAUCAUUGAUAAGAUUAAGCAAUGCUUGACAAAAAUUUUAAAUAUGUUACAUCACUAAGGAUUACAUAAAAUAUAUUAGUGAAUUUUUAUUUAAAAAAUUGCAUUGAUAUAUU